This is a messenger RNA of Darwinula stevensoni, 1177 nucleotides long. The record is from the annotation of a GenBank genome assembly. NCBI's taxonomy places the organism in Eukaryota, Metazoa, Arthropoda, Ostracoda, Podocopida, Darwinulidae.
UUUUUGGCGAUCAUUUUGCGAUAUUCAGACCUUGGGUAUGCCUCACUUCUACAGUUGAAAUUUCCCAUUUUUUCGCCUUGAAAAUCUCACCUUCUGCAUAUUUCGAAGAGGGAAUAUUGUCGCCUUCCAGGUCGCUACACGUUCCCCGGUUCCUCGGCCUAUUCCAUGUCGAAGAGCGCCCUCGUCUCCUUCGCGGACUGCCUGCGCCGGGAGAUGAAGAAGUGGAACGUCUCGGUCCACACGAUCGAGCCGACCAUUUACAAGACGCCGUUGGCGGCGGAGAAGGGGAUGAAGGAGAGCUUGGACAAACUCUGGGAGGCGUGUCCGAAGGAGAUCCAGGAUUCCUACGGAAAGCAGUACUUCCUGGACUUUCAGAGUUCCCUGUCGAAGCAGAUGGGGAGGGCGAAGCCGGAGUCGAAAAUCCCUGAGGUCAUCAACGAUAUGGUGGAUGCUGCGGCCGGUGAAGCACCACAGAUGAGGUACGUGCCGAGCGUGUGGACUCAAUUCCGGGCGAGAAUCAUCUCUUCGCUUCCCAUGGAUCUCCAAGACGCUGUCCUCUGUCAGGCUUCUCCACAGACGCCUCCUGCUGCGGUUGCUGCCCAUGCCGGGGAGAGUCGGAAGUUUUCGGCGUUGGAUCGGCUGAGGAAUCGGGGACUCCGGAGAUACGCAACGACCCCGGCCAUCAACUCCAACGACCUGCCGAAAGUGCAGGAAGUCCCACCGGCCGCUUCCGCAGAUCCCAAGUUCAAGUUCUGAUCGACUCUUCCGUGGGCGGUUCAUUUUGCCGCGAGGGAUUCAGUGAUCGAAUGCCUCGCUGCAAACGCUAUACGAAUUAUACGAACAUCUCAGGGACCAACGCUGUCUUCUUCGAUUCCCGAUCGUGCUAAUCGAACACAGAGGGGACGGAUUAUAAUUGUACACGCUUUUUCCUCCUGCUUUUUUUUUAUCUUUUCGAAGGAAACGCUGCACGCAGGACCGGCCUUUAAUAUUUCGACGCCCUGUGCAAAGAGACUCUCAACGUUGCCCCCACCCCUCCCCAAAAAGAGAGAAGGAUCAAUCCUCGUCCAAAAAGACGCCGAACCGGAAGGCAUUCCCAGUUUCCGUAGUAAAACUGAGGGUGGCAUCCAUUAUUGCUUCAUUCAUUCUGGCACGCUAUUGGCGCCCCUGGUGAAUUUGC